AUGAGAGUGAGCCUUGGGUACAAGGAUAAGGCUGUUAAAAGAUCUUGGGCGGAAGAUCCUUUCAUCAUGACUGAGGAAGUAAUGAAGAAUAUAUCAUUAGAAGUUGUCCGAGAAAGGCUGUUAGACCAUGUCCAUCAGGAAAUCCCAUGGGUUGGACGGACUGGAAGGAGUUGCGAGAUGGCUCUCUUCGGAUUGAACAGCAUCUUAUCACUCCCAAAUUAA
This is a messenger RNA of Prunus armeniaca (apricot), 222 nucleotides long. The record is from the annotation of a GenBank genome assembly. Lineage: Eukaryota; Viridiplantae; Streptophyta; Magnoliopsida; Rosales; Rosaceae.